Molecule: messenger RNA, 4708 nt
Organism: Ciona intestinalis (vase tunicate)
Lineage: Eukaryota; Metazoa; Chordata; Ascidiacea; Phlebobranchia; Cionidae
Source: RefSeq, a predicted model, not a curated record
CUUUUGUACAGUUUGGCCUCAAAUCCCCAACAUGAUUUACGCCAUUUACACCAUAUUUCAGUAUCUUAUAUUAAAUUAGUACAUUGUGUAUAAAUAUUGUGGCCAUGACUCCAAACUUAGCCCCUGCAGAUCCUGACCUGGCUAACCAUCUCCAUAAAGUGCUUGGUCAACUACAAGUGCCCGAUAAUGAAGUCAUUGAACAAGCUACAGAAGAGUUACGGAAGUUGAGUCAACAUAAUGCGUUCAUGUCUUCACUAUUUAGUGUCUUGUGCAGUGAUUCUGCAAUUCAAGUUCGGCAGUUUGCGGCUGUUGUGUUUCGAAGAAAAAUAAUGAAAUGUUGGAAAAGCUACAGCGAGAGUGACCGUUCAUCAAUGCGGUCGGCACUUCUCCAGAGGUUGGGGCAAGAAAGUGACGCGACUUGUUUAAGGUCGGUCAUGCAGAUUGUUGGGUCUGUAGCCAAGCAUGAAUUGGUGGAUGACGGGACUUGGCCAGAACUUCUACAGUUUAUUGAAACCAGCAUUAAAACCAGCAACACUAAACAAGUGGAGUGUGGAAUGCACCUGUUAAGCAUAGUGUGUGAAACGGCAGGGGAAUACUUGGACAAUGAAUAUAAUGCUAUCCUAGCAUUGAUAAGCAACACGCUAAUGGCUGCACCACAGAAUCCUGAUUGUGCUUACUACUCUGUACAAGCAUUUAAUGCUUUGGUGCCUUUUCUCGGGGAUGAACAAUCGCGCUUAGUUCGUCCCUUGGUUCCAAAAUGUGUGGAAGUUGUGAAGAUUUUGUUGGAACAUGAUGAGAGCCAUGCAGCCGAAGUUUUAGAAAUCUUUGAAAGUUUGAUCGAAACUGAAGUGUCAUUUAUUGCUCCGUUCGUGAAAGAUCUUGUUUUGUUUUCACUCCAGAUUGCAAACAACAAUGGUUUGGAAGAUGAGACGCGAGUGAGGUCACUUGUUUUACUGCAAUGGAUUAUCAAGUUGAAGAAAAAGGCGAUCCUCAAGUUAAACUUAAUCAGUCCAAUCAUUGACGUCCUCAGUCCAAUACUGGUGUCAGAAAUCGAUGAUGCAGAUUCUGAUGACGAAGCAGGUUUUAUUGGUGACUCAGCAGAAUCCCACACGCCUCUCGCAUCUGCUUUACAUGUAAUUGACGAUUUAGCUUUACACCUCCCACCAGAAAAACUAUUCACAAAAAUUAUGCCGUUCGUGCAGUCAUGCGUGGCGGCCAAUGAAGCACGUCAUCGCCGUGGGUUGCUUUUAACUCUUGCUUGUUUAUGUGAAGGGACAUCAGAGUUCAUUAGAGCUAAUCAUCUUCAUUCAUUCGUUGAGCUCGUAUGUCGAGGAGCCGUUGACAAUAAUCCUAAAGUUCGUAACGCAGCAAUGUUCGCACUCGGACAAUUCUCUGAAUAUUUGCAGCCUGAUUUGAACCAGUUUGCGGAGCAAGUGAUGCCGAUAUUGUUUGGCGUGCUUCAGCAGUUGCAUCAGGAACCUAGUAGUGCAAGCAUGACAAAGGCGUAUUAUGCGUUGGAGAACUUUGCCGAAAGCUUGGAGUCCGGCAUACUACCAUAUCUUGAGCAACUAAUGGGCCAUUUAUUGUCAUCUUUAAAAUCAACAACAGAUAUUCACACAAAGGAAUUAUUGGUCAGUGCUAUAGGUGCAGCAGCCAACGCAGCUGAGGACAAACUUCUUCCUUAUCUCGAUGAAAUCUUACAACUCAUCCAACAAUGCUUGUCUACUUUGGAUAAAAACCACGUUGGUGAGGAGGAUGAAGGGGAACUCACCGUGUUGCACACACAAGCUCUUGAUACUUUGGGUGUUUUGGUUCGUACUUUGGGCAAACUGAACGCCCAGUUACCAAGUGAUUGUAUUAACCUUGGGAUGACGCUUUUGUCAACGGAAACGAAUGAUCCGGACCAAAGAAGAGCGGUGUUUGGAUUAUUCGCAGCUGUAACCUCCCUCGUAGGUGAGGACAUGGCUCCUUUUAUGUCGGUUAUUGUGAAGAAUAUGUUGACUUCUGUUCAAUCAUCUGAGGGUAUCAUUCCUCUCUUCUCUGAUGAGGAUGAUGCAACUGGAGGAAUCCACAAUUUCUCUUUCCUUGAUGAAACCGACCUUACGAACGGAAAUCAUGAAGCAGAUGAGGAAGACGAAGGCGUCAACGGUUUCUCCGUCGAAAAUUCUUACAUGGACGAAAAGUCUGACGCUUGUGAAUCUCUGGGUGAUUUAUCCAAGCACGCACCUAAAGCUUUCCAACCAUAUUUGGCUGAGGCAUUUGAGGAGAUAUUCAAACACAUAGAACACCCACAUUGUGACGUAAGAAAGGCUGCCAUAGCAACGUGUGGACAGUUUGUGGAAACUGCUUUCAUUCUACAAAACGAACUAUACCCCAAUUUCCUCGCUCAAAUAUUCCCGGUAGUUUGUAAGACGAUUUCAAAAGACGAAGAUCGCCUCGUAGUAAUGUCAGCUAUAACAACAAUGAAGGUGAUGAUUGAACAGUGCGGGGUGGCUACUUUCACCAAUCAAGAACAAGACGUGCAGGUGUUAAUGCAAUCAUUGAACGAAGUUCUGCUUCAGAAAUCUGCAUGCCAAGAUGAUGACGGUGACGAAGAAGACGAGCAGCAGGCCGAAUACGACGAAAUGUUAAUUGAAUAUUGUGGCGACGUUUUCCCUGUGCUUGCUGAAAAGUUGCAAUCGUCGUUUCUGCCUUACUUCAUGGCUUGUCUGCCAACUCUUAUCGGGAAGCUGAAACCAAUCUGUUCGUCAUCUGAACGUUCGUUUGGAGCCGGCACGAUCGCUGAAACUAUCGAUAAAUUGGGACCUGGGGGUUCUGCUGAGAUUUUACAGCAUGUUGUGCCCAAGUUCAUACAACUAAGCAGAGACAGCGAGGCCGAGGUUCGAAACAACUCCAUCUACGGGCUUGGCGUAUUGCUGCAGAACGGCGGUCCUGCAUCCACUCAACAUUACCCCAAUGUAUUGGGGUGUUUGUCGCAAGCUUUGGUGAAGGAAGAUUCGCGUAGAGUGUUGGACAAUAUAUUAGGGGCUGUUGCGAGGCUCAUAUCGGCAAAUAAGGAUCUUGUACCGUUACCCCAGGUUCUCCCCGUUUUAUUGAACCAUCUUCCCUUACAAGAAGAUCACGACGAGGAUCCCAUUGUAUAUGGUUGUCUCGCUACUCUUAUGCGGGAUAACCAAGUGCGGGAUGACGUCAAAACGAUGACGCGCAUCAUUGAAAUAUUUGCCGCUGUUAGCGUAGAUGAUGACGUAGACACGAAAGUGAAAACAGCCUUGCGAGCCGAGGUUCGAGAUCUCCGGUCACGUGAUGAGAAAAAGAUGUCCGAGCUAGUCACGUGUUUAGACCAAGAAACCACCACUGUGUUACACAGCAUGUUGGCCCAGUAACCUAACUCCACACUGCUCCUACAUCGGUGCAUGGCUUGUAAAGGUUCCUACACCUUUUGGUAACUCAUGUUAGGCAUAGUAAAGAUUUCUCACCGUGGGCGGAUUGUUUACAAGAAAUUCAGAAUCUUUUCCUGUUCUUAAAUUUCUGGGUAUCUUCUUCUUCUCCAGGAUUAAACGUUCGGUUUGUUAAAAUCUGCCGCUUUUGUGCCUAGACUUUCCAGACCGUAGACGGAUCAAUUCACACGAAAUUCAAGAUUUUUUUCCGUUGUUUAAUUUCCGGGCAUAUUGUUGCACAGGCCAUGAAAUUUGGUUUGUUAAAACCACAAUGCCAACAACCCUACCCGGAAUUUUCUUGUGGUUGUUGAUCCUGAUUGUCCUGUCAUUCAACCUACAAAGUUUGGUUUGGUAAAAAUGAACCGCCUUUGUGUUUAAAUUGCGCGCUUUCGGAUAAGACCAACAGUAAUUUUCUUGUGCUACUUGAUUUUGUGGACAACUUGUACAAGUUGGUACACAAUUUGGUUUGUCGCUGUUGUUUCUAAACUUUUCCAUAUUAACGGGUAAGCCCUCCCGGUAUUUGAAAAUUUCUCGUUGGUUGGUUAGUUUUGUCGGCCUUUUCCACAAGCUACACAGUUUGGUGAAGAAGCUGUCGUUGUUGUUUCUAUAUUUCUUGUCAGGUUAAGUUUUCUAAUCUGCCCGGAUUUUCACAAAGUGCCUACAGCUCUGUUGUUGAUGUUAUUCUAACUGUGCAUGGUCGUAUUCGAGUUUUAGAAAAAUUUUGAUCGCUUUUAUUCUUUUCUUUUCUGCUGUGCAUUCGUUGCAUGUUUUCUUUAUUUUCGGGCAAUCGUCGCCUUCUUCGCUUAAUUGUACAGACGUGGGUCGGCUUCAUUUAUUAAAUAAGCCAUGGUUGUGGUGGAUGCAUUUCAAACACUGUUUCAUUAUCAACUGAGUGUUAAAGAUUAAACUCAAAUUGGCGGAGGUCCUUCUGCCCAAUACGUCACAGGGUCCACAAUUUUCAAUUAUUUUGGUUCGUUACCCCAAGAUUAAACUCUAUGAUAUCGGACAAUCGCGUUUAUUACAUUCGUUUUUAAUGUUAGUUAAAUUGGCUGCUUUUUCCGGUUUUAAGACGCCAAAAAAGCCAUAAUUCUUAGUCAUGUUGGCACAUUAACCCAAAAUUAUACCACAUUCUUAAGACACUGGACCAUUUUUAUUAGCUCUAGUGGUAAACUUUAUACUCAAAAUGGCUAAAUGCGUAGAAGCUGCUUCUGAAUCGUUGUGGUUUUUGAUACAUUUUGUGGAUCUUUAAUUAAAAUUUCCAUUCACUGCGA